AUGGACAACAAUAAACGGGCACUGCCGCAGAUCCCGGAGCCGGUGGCCAGAUCGCCAAUGUUCUCGCGCUCCCGCCCGGGCUCUCCGUCCCGUUCUCCCUCCAGGUCUCAGUACUCUACCCCUUCUACCUCCCCUGUUCGCUCGCCUACUCGCACGCAGAAUCCAUUCGAUAGCCAUGGCGUCAAUUCGCCCACACUGUUCCAUCCUAACGCAAGCCCUACCUCGCCGGUGCGACGAAUGCAGCUCUCUUACGACGACGAUUCGGAUGUUAUCAACGUCGAAAACCUGGCGUCGCCCGUGCCCUCAGCACUACGUCCUUUACCGCAGAGCCCGACCCAUGCAUCUCCGUUCGACGACGAGUUCGAAAACAUCGACAUUGGCUCCUCAACGAACCUCACAGCUGGUAUCGAGCGCGUUCCUUCGAACGGAUCUGAUCAGACUCUGGCCAAUUCAAUGGCCCCGUCCUGGAAAGCAUCCAAAUCUAAAGCAGCCGAUACAAGCUAUGACGAGGACCAGGACGUCAACGAUUUUGACACAGACUACGAUGGCCGCUCAAUUGCCAGCUUCGAGACAUUGUCGGGCGCUAUGGUUCCUCCCUCUGAGCAGCCUCGCCGAAACAAGUCCAUGUCAAGAAAGCAGGUCAAGUUGGUCCGCGGAAACCUUGUCCUCGACUGCCCGGUGCCCACCAAACUGUACUCAUUUCUUCCUCGCCGUGACAGCGAUGAGUAUGUAUAUAUGCGUUACUCUGCUUGCACAGCUGACCCGGAUGUCUUUGCCGAGUCUGGCUUCACCAUUCGCCCGGCAAUCUACAAGCGCGAAACUGAAAUCUGUGUGUGCAUCACAAUGUACAAUGAAGACGAGGUUCUGUUCACCCGCACGCUGCAUGCAGUUUUCAAAAACAUUGCCUAUCUUUGCCAACGCUCCAAGUCCAAGGUGUGGGGGCCCAACGGAUGGAAAAAAGUGGUGGUCACAAUCAUCUCUGAUGGGCGUAGUAAAAUCAGCCCUCGAGUCCUCGACUGUCUUGCGGCCAUGGGCGUUUUCCAGGACGGCGUGGCGAAGAAUUACGUCAAUGGCGAAGAAGUACAAAGUCACAUUUUCGAAUACACUGCCCAAGUAUCGCUCACGCCUGACCUCAAGUUUCAGGGUGCUGAAAAGAACAUUGUGCCUGUGCAAAUGAUUUUCUGUCUCAAGGAGCGCAAUGCCAAGAAGAUCAAUUCCCAUCGUUGGCUAUUCAACGCGCUCUGUCCUCAGUUGAACCCCAACGUCGUCGUCUUGUUAGACGUCGGUACAUGUCCGUCAAAUGCUACCCUGUAUCAUCUGUGGAAAGCAUUCGAUGAAGACUCUAAUGUUGCGGGUGCUUGUGGUGAAAUCAAGUCAAUGGUUGGAAAGUUCGGUAAAUCACUUCUCAACCCCCUUGUGGCUGCACAAAAUUUUGAAUAUAAAAUGUCCAACAUUCUGGACAAGCCCUUUGAGUCGGUUUUUGGUUAUAUCUCUGUUUUGCCCGGUGCACUAUCUGCUUAUCGCUGGCGUGCACUCCAAAAUCAUGAAGAUGGAACGGGUCCGCUCGCCUCAUAUUUCAAAGGUGAGAAACUCGACAGCGUUAACGCAGGAAUUUUUGAAAAGAAUAUGUAUCUCGCCGAGGAUCGUAUUUUAUGUUGGGAGCUUGUUGCAAAGAGAGGCGACAAGUGGGUGCUUAAAUACGUCAAAUCUGCUAAAGGUAUCACGGAUGUUCCCGACAGCAUGCCAGAAUUGAUUUCACAGCGUCGUCGCUGGCUCAACGGCGCUCUGUUUGCUGCAGUUUAUUCAUUGACACACUUUAAACAGAUCUGGGCCACCGACCAUUCUCCGAUUCGCAAAUUCUUUUUACAUGUGGAGUUCCUGUACCAAGCGGCGACCCUCAUCUUUACAUUUUUUUCCAUUGCCAACUACUUUUUGGCAUUCUACUUCCUUGCUGGUUCGGUGUCGGGACACAACUCCGCAGCAAUUGGAGACGGCGUGGGGUUGGCCCUUUUCCUGCUUUUCAAGUACAUCCUUAUUAUUGCCAUCUCAGCCCAGUUUGUCCUUUCUCUCGGCAACCGGCCUCAAGGCUCAAAGACGUUAUUUGUUGGAACCACAGUCAUGCUGAGUUUGACAAUGACUUACACCAUGAUCAUCAGUUUGUAUUUCGUGAUCAAGACGCUAUUAGACCCCGCAGGCGAAUCCACAGGCGUCCUGGUAACUAUCGUGUUUUCACUAGCAGCCACCUAUGGCGUGUACGCUUUCAUGUCACUCCUCUAUUGUGAUCCUUGGCAUAUGAUUACAUCUUCUAUCCAGUACUUUUUGCAACUCCCACUAUACAGUGUUACGCUGCAAAUUUACGCGUUUUGCAAUACCCACGACGUCACUUGGGGUACCAAAGGUGACAACGAGCAGAAGAUGGAUCUUGGUGCUGCAGUAGUCAACAAAAUCAACGGUACUGACGUCGUUGAGGUCGAGAUGCCCUCUGAGCAGGUCGAUAUCGAUACCGGGUACGAGAAUGCGUUGCAUUGCUUGCGUGAAAAGGCUCCAGUCUCCAAGGCUCAGCCUAGCCAAACGACCGUGGACCAAGACUACUUCCGUGAGAUUAGAACUCGUGUCGUCUUGGUUUGGAUGACGGCCAACUUGCUUUUGAUUCUUUUGAUCACCCAGUUCUUUUCGCUCGAUGACCCGGGGAAAAACGUUUACUUGCAAAUUGUACUGUGGUCCACCGCUGCAUUCGCCUUUAUGCGGGCGACUGGAUCGUUUGUAUUCCUCAUGCAAUACGUCGCGCGCAAGAUUUUGAAAGCAAACUAUCAUACUGGCGUCCAAUGGCGGAAGACGAUGAACAAGGUUCAGGGUAAGAUCGAACCAGUUGCUUGA
This is a messenger RNA of Wickerhamiella sorbophila, 2877 nucleotides long. RefSeq names its product Chitin synthase 2. Gene Ontology annotation, molecular function: chitin synthase activity. Lineage: Eukaryota; Fungi; Ascomycota; Dipodascomycetes; Dipodascales; Trichomonascaceae. The record is from RefSeq and is a predicted model, not a curated record. The transcript has a single exon. Gene Ontology annotation, cellular component: cell septum; cell periphery. The coding region runs from base 1 to 2877 and encodes 958 amino acids.